CAGUCCCCCAGCACGCUCACGUCCGUCCGUGACAUAAGUAAUCGCCUACCCUUUGAUCAUAGUCAUAGUCGGCUAUACUUUCGAUGGCCGCGGAUUCCAACCCGGAGACAUCCACCAACGCUGGCAAGAAAAACUUGUCCACGGCAAUACUUGAGCGCAAGAAAUCACCCAAUCGUCUCGUCGUAGAUGAAGCUGUGAACGAUGAUAACAGCGUUGUUGCACUUAAUCUUCAGAAGAUGGAUGAACUUCAGCUUUUUCGCGGAGACACGGUUUUGAUUAAGGGCAAGAAGCGCAAAGAUACCGUCUGUAUCGUUCUCGCUGACGAAUUCUGCGAGGAAGGCAAGAUUCGGAUGAACAAAGUUGUUCGUAAGAACCUUCGUGUUCGUCUCGGUGACGUGGUAUCCGUACACCAGUGCACAGACGUCAAAUAUGGCCAACGCAUUCACGUACUUCCCUUCAGUGACACGAUCGAGGGUGUGAGCGGGAAUCUUUUCGACGUAUAUUUGAAACCUUACUUUCUUGAAGCGUAUCGGCCAGUCCGCAAGGGUGAUACUUUUCUUGCACGAGGUGGCAUGCGAGGUGUUGAAUUCAAGGUUGUUGAGACGGACCCUGCAGAAUACUGCAUUGUAGCACCUGACACCGAAAUAUUUUGUGAGGGAGAAGCGAUCAAUCGUGAGGACGAAGAAAGGCUUGACGAAGUCGGUUAUGACGAUGUAGGCGGGGUCAGAAAGCAAAUGGCACAAAUUCGCGAACUUGUUGAGCUCCCCCUGCGUCACCCGUUGCUCUUUAAAACAAUCGGCGUGAAGCCUCCCAAAGGGAUUCUGCUCUAUGGCCCUCCUGGAUCAGGUAAGACUCUCAUCGCCCGUGCAGUAGCAAAUGAGACUGGUGCUUUCUUCUUUCUCAUAAAUGGGCCUGAAAUUAUGUCCAAACUUGCGGGCGAAUCUGAAUCAAACCUUCGUAAAGCUUUCGAGGAGGCAGAGAAGAACGCCCCAGCUAUUAUUUUCAUUGAUGAAAUAGACUCAAUUGCACCCAAACGUGAAAAAACUCAAGGUGAAGUCGAGCGUCGGAUUGUUUCUCAACUUCUAACCUUGAUGGACGGCAUGAAAUCGCGAGCACAUGUCAUAGUGAUGGGUGCAACGAACAGACGAAAUUCGGUCGACGCUGCACUUCGACGUUUUGGACGGUUUGAUCGUGAGAUAGACAUCGGUGUUCCAGAUGAAACCGGUCGUCUCGAAGUUCUUCGUAUUCACACGAAAAACAUGAAACUCGACGAUGAGGUCGACCUGGAGAAAGUUUCGAAAGAGACUCAUGGUUACGUGGGUGCAGACCUUGCUGCUUUAUGCACUGAAGCUGCACUGCAGUGCAUUCGUGAAAAAAUGGAUGUCAUCGAUCUCGAAGAUGAUACCAUUGAUGCCGAAAUUUUGGAUUCAAUGGCCGUUACAAACGAACAUUUCAUCACGGCACUUUCAGUAUCAAACCCUUCUGCACUCCGCGAGACUGUUGUCGAAGUUCCUAAUGUUUCCUGGGAAGACAUCGGUGGUCUUGAAUCAGUAAAGCAAGAGCUUCAAGAAACAGUUCAAUACCCUGUUGAACACCCGGAGAAAUUUGAGAAAUUUGGAAUGGCACCUUCGAAAGGUGUUCUCUUCUAUGGUCCUCCAGGUUGCGGUAAGACCCUUCUUGCAAAAGCGAUCGCAAAUGAGUGCCAAGCAAACUUUAUAUCUGUGAAAGGUCCAGAGCUUCUUACCAUGUGGUUUGGCGAAUCGGAGGCAAACGUACGUGAGAUUUUCGAUAAAGCUCGACAAUCUGCUCCAUGUGUAUUAUUCUUUGAUGAGCUUGAUUCGAUCGCCAAUCAGCGUGGAUCGAGCUCAGGAGACGCAGGUGGUGCUGCUGAUCGUGUACUUAACCAGAUACUUACUGAAAUGGAUGGAAUGGGUUCGAAAAAAACUGUUUUCAUUAUUGGUGCAACAAAUCGCCCAGAUAUCAUCGAUUCGGCUCUCAUGCGCCCCGGUCGAUUAGAUCAGCUAAUCUACAUUCCUCUUCCCGAUGAAAAAUCGCGUCUUUCUAUUUUUAAGGCAAAUCUGAGGAAGUCUCCACUCGCUCGUGAUGUCGAUGUCGACACGCUUGCUAGUUUCACGAAUGGCUUUUCUGGGGCUGAUAUUACUGAGAUUUGCCAGCGUGCAUGUAAAUUUGCGAUUCGUGAAAGCAUUGAGCGCGACAUCGAACGUGAGCGUUUCGCAGUUGCUGAUCCGGAUGGGAUGCACGACGAAGACAUGUUUGAUCCUGUACCGGAAAUAACUAAGGCACAUUUCGAAGAAGCAAUGAAGUAUGCCCGUCGUUCUGUGAGUGAUGCAGAUAUUCGGAAGUACCAGGCUUUUUCACAGACACUGCAGCAGUCUCGUGGAUUUGGUAAUGAUUUCCGUUUUCCCGAAAGCGGGCCCCGCACAAACGUUACAGGCGGUAGUGUCGAUGACGGAACCAACCACAUUCUGCCUGGUAACCCAACUGAUUUUGCUCACGGUGUGAAUACGAACGAUGACGAGGAUUUAUAUGACUAAACUCUGUUGUAGACUUAAAUGACAUACAUCUUUUGUGGAAUGAAGAACUAUUUUUUCACCAAAAAAUCAAGAGCCCUCUGUUGGUGUACAAGCGACUAGAACGGAUACGCAUUUCCUCGUUCCUUUGAUACUAUACGUAGGAUGGAAAACAAAUAAACAUUUCAUCACAGAAGUCACGACACUGUACCCUUAAAAGCCAUUGUCGUUCGCAUCCCUUCUACACGAACUUCUUGGUUGGGUUGACGUAAGUUUAAACAAGAAAGUUUGUGAAACUUGUUGCGCAGGCGAUACGCACUAAGAAGUUAACAUAUUUAGUUCACCGAAGUACAGUGUAAUGGCUUUAAGCUUGCCAUUCAAAUAAUUUUUCUCAACUUCAAACGAACAAGGGGCCUGAUUUACAAAAAGUGCACGAGAACAAUAAAAAGGAAGAAGAUCUGUAUUCUUUGGAAGAUAUAACGCAAUGUUGGUUGUCAGACAAAACGACAACUUUAUGAGCGCGAUCACGUCGAUGCCAGAGGCAUGGAUAUUCCGAAUGUCGAAACUGUCUACGAUACUGUAUCCAGGACCUCCCCAAGGAGGAGAAAGAAAAAUCAUGUCAACUUUUUCUACGUUUUCUACAUC
Molecule: messenger RNA, 3176 nt
Organism: Micromonas pusilla CCMP1545
Lineage: Eukaryota; Viridiplantae; Chlorophyta; Mamiellophyceae; Mamiellales; Mamiellaceae
Gene: CDC48
Product: cell division cycle protein 48
Exons: 3
Coding region: 84-2555 (823 amino acids)
Biological process (GO): retrograde protein transport, ER to cytosol; mitotic spindle disassembly; autophagosome maturation
Cellular component (GO): nucleus; VCP-NPL4-UFD1 AAA ATPase complex; cytosol
Molecular function (GO): polyubiquitin modification-dependent protein binding; ATP binding; ATP hydrolysis activity
Source: RefSeq, a predicted model, not a curated record